ACGUCUGACUCCCCACAUCCCUACGUUUUCUAAUCAUGGACUCUGAUAUGGUGAUCUGCAAUUCGUUCACCAUCUGUAAUGCAGAGAUGCAGGAAGUCGGCGUUGGCCUAUAUCCUAGUAUGUCUUUGCUCAAUCACAGCUGUGACCCCAACUGUUCGAUUGUGUUCAACGGGCCCCACCUCCUGCUGCGCGCCGUCCGAGACAUCGAGGCCGGAGAGGAGCUCACCAUCUGCUACCUGGACAUGCUGAUGACCAGCGAGGAACGCCGGAAGCAGCUGCGGGACCAGUACUGCUUUGAAUGUGACUGUUUCCGAUGCCAAACCCAGGACAAGGAUGCUGAUAUGCUAACCGGUGAUGAGCAAGUAUGGAAGGAAGUUCAAGAAUCCUUGAAAAAAAUUGAAGAACUGAAGGCACAUUGGAAGUGGGAACAGGUCCUGGCCAUGUGCCAGAAGAUCAUAAGCGGCAACUCUGCACGGCUUCCUGACAUCAACAUCUAUCAGCUCAGGGUGCUCGACUGCGCCAUGGACGCCUGCAUCAACCUCGGCCUGUUGGAGGAGGCGCUGUUCUAUGGCAUUCGGACCAUGGAGCCGUACAGGCUCUUCUUCCCUGGAAGCCACCCCGUCAGAGGUGUGCAGGUCAUGAAAGUUGGCAAGUUGCAGCUACAUCAGGGCAUGUUUCCCCAGGCGAUGAAGAACCUGAGACUGGCUUUUGAUAUUAUGAGAGUGACACACGGCAGAGAGCACAGCCUCAUUGAGGAUUUGAUCCUACUCUUGGAAGAAUGCGACGCCAACAUAAGAGCAUCCUAAGUGAGGCCAGUCAGGUGGAGAGACGGCUUAUGCCUCGACUGAAUGCCUUGCUGAGCUCACACCCUCUAUACUUGGUUUGCUGUAUGACCCUCCCCUGUUUCUGUGUUUAUGUAGGUAGCUAGGCAGAUGUGUGGUUUGCCAACCACAAGAAUCAUUAGUUACAGAGCAGCACGAUGAUAACAAAUAUUAAAAAAUUUGGGUUGAAAUUGC
Molecule: messenger RNA, 1016 nt
Organism: Hipposideros armiger (great roundleaf bat)
Lineage: Eukaryota; Metazoa; Chordata; Mammalia; Chiroptera; Hipposideridae
Product: histone-lysine N-methyltransferase SMYD3
Exons: 8
Coding region: 36-806 (256 amino acids)
Cellular component (GO): nucleus
Molecular function (GO): protein binding
Source: RefSeq, a predicted model, not a curated record